ACUCUAAAGUACCUGAUUGGGACACUCUUCCAGUGCAAAUCGGUGAAACACUAUGUUAUCAUAUUCCUAAAUCUCUAGAUGUACUUAAAGAUCAAAGAUUCUUCAGUAAGGAGAAACUCUAUUCCCUAAAGUUUUCUUUUAAGAUUGCACCACGUCCAUUUUCAACUGGUGUUGAAAAACGAGCAUAUUUUGCCAUUAGUGCAAAUAACGGACCGUCAGAAACAAUGGUGAUGAAAAAAUACAUUCAAAAUACUUCAAAUGAUAUUUUUAAAAGAUAUCUUGAAGCUAUAGAAAUCUCUACUGUAACAAAUUAUCUUUCAAAAAAAUUUAAUUUAAUUACAAAAACAAAAAAGAUUUCACCAGUAAACUUCCUUCGUGCAAGACUAGUGCGCCUUAUCAUUAAUAACAAAACUCAAUAUUAUAUUCUAGAAGAACAACUUUGUGGCGCAGAGUUUAAGCGAUUCAACACAAAUAGUGGGAUAAUUACAUUAUCUCGUCCUGUUCUUGAAGCAUUUUCUCAUUUUACAUAUGAACAUACUAAAGGAUAUUUAGUAGUUUGUGAUCUUCAAGGAAUUGAACUUAAUAAUAAGUUCUUAUUAACUGAUCCGGCGAUACAUUGUGUUGAUAAUUCAAGAUUUGGACAAACAAAUUUAGGCCAAGAAGGAAUUGCUAGAUGUUUUUUAGCAAAUCAUAAAUGUAAUGAAAUUUGUAAAAAGUUAGAUUUAGAACUUGUAUCCAAUUAA
Messenger RNA from Racocetra persica, 743 nucleotides. The record is from the annotation of a GenBank genome assembly. Lineage: Eukaryota; Fungi; Glomeromycota; Glomeromycetes; Diversisporales; Gigasporaceae.